Messenger RNA from Rhinocladiella mackenziei CBS 650.93, 1977 nucleotides. Its product is annotated as translation factor GUF1, mitochondrial. Gene Ontology annotation, biological process: positive regulation of translation. The record is from RefSeq and is a predicted model, not a curated record. The transcript has 2 exons. Gene Ontology annotation, cellular component: mitochondrion. NCBI's taxonomy places the organism in Eukaryota, Fungi, Ascomycota, Eurotiomycetes, Chaetothyriales, Herpotrichiellaceae. Gene Ontology annotation, molecular function: GTPase activity; mitochondrial ribosome binding; GTP binding. Bases 1 to 1977 code for a protein of 658 amino acids.
AUGCGACAAUGCCUGCAGUUCUUUGCACGGCGAAGAGCUGCAUUAAGCACCCCUUCUGCCUUAUCACAAUUCCCUCGCAAUAAAUCCCAUCUACUGCGGACCUUUGCAACCUCCCCUCUUGGACUCGCAUCCAAUCCUCCCACGGAUCUCGAAAGUCGCAUCGCUGCCAUCCCUAUCGAUCGAUUUCGUAAUUUCUGCAUCGUUGCACAUGUUGACCAUGGCAAAAGCACUCUUAGCGACCGCCUCUUGGAGCUGACGGGCACGAUUAAGCCUGGAUUGAACAAGCAGGUCCUAGACAAACUAGAUGUUGAAAGGGAACGAGGAAUUACUGUCAAGGCUCAAACAUGCUCCAUGAUCUACAGUUACAAAGGAGAGGACUAUCUGCUCCAUCUUGUCGAUACACCCGGCCAUGUUGACUUCAGAGCCGAAGUGUCACGUAGCUACGCCAGCUGCGGUGGUGCCCUUUUGUUGGUGGAUGCGAGUCAGGGUGUUCAAGCCCAGACUGUUGCAAAUUUCUACCUGGCAUUUUCUCAGGGAUUGUCGUUGAUUCCAAUCAUCAACAAGGUAGACCUACCACAUGCCGACCCUCCCAGAGCCUUGGAGCAAAUGCACGAGACAUUUGAACUGGAUCCAGAAAGCGCAGUUCUGGUAUCUGCAAAGACGGGGCUCAAUGUGGAAAACAUUCUUCCGGCAGUAAUCGAAAAGAUUCCAGCACCAGUCGGGGACCAUACAAAACCCCUCAGAUUAUUUCUCGUAGACUCGUGGUAUUCAAGUUAUAAAGGGGUCAUUUUGUUGGUACGAAUAUUCGACGGAGAGCUUCGAGCAGGCGACAAUAUUGUUUCCUUUGCCACUGGUCUGAAAUAUACCGUGGGAGAAGUUGGCAUAAUGUACCCCGAUCAAAUACCUCAAAAAGUUUUACGUGCCGGACAAGUGGGUUAUGUCUCUUUCAAUCCUUCCAUGAGGAAAAGCAGUGAAGCCAAAAUUGGGGAUACAUAUACCAAAGUCGGGCGGCAAAAAGAAGUGGAACCACUCCCUGGAUUCGAGGAACCAAAACCGAUGGUCUUUGUUGCAGCUUUCCCCGUUGAUCAGAGCGAUUUUGAGCAUCUUGAAGACAGCAUCAAUCAGCUGUUGCUAAAUGACCGCAGUGUGACCAUCCAAAAGGAAUCGUCACAGGCGCUUGGUGCAGGUUUUCGACUAGGAUUCCUCGGCACUCUGCAUUGUUCUGUUUUCGAAGAUCGGCUUCGGCAAGAACACGGGGCAAGUAUCAUCAUUACACCGCCUACUGUGCCGUUUCAAGUCGCGUACAAAAAUGGCCAGGAAGUGGUGAUCACAAAUCCAGCUGAUUUUCCCGACAGCGAGGAGACCAGGCGAAAUGUCACGCAGCUACGAGAACCCUUUGUAUUGGCAACUUUGACAUUUCCGGACGAAUACCUUGGAAAGGUAAUGGAACUUUGCGAGGGAAAUCGUGGGGAGCAAAAAUCAAUGGAAUACUUCACCUCCUCCCAAGUCAUUCUCAAGUAUGAGUUGCCGCUAGCUCAACUUGUUGAUGAUUUCUUCGGAAAAUUGAAAUCAGCAACCAAAGGCUAUGCAACACUCGACUAUGAGGAUGCGGAUUGGCGAGUCAGCAAUAUUGUGAAGCUUCAGCUUUUGGUGAACAAAGAACCCGUCGAUGCCAUUUCACGUGUGAUGCACUAUUCCCAAGCUCGGCGCGUGGGCAAACAAUGGGUUGAAAAGUUCAAAGAACACGUUGACAGGCAAAUGUUCGAGAUCGUCAUCCAAGCUGCCGUGGGAAAGCAAAUCAUUGCACGAGAAACAUUGAAGCCUUUCCGAAAAGAUGUCCUCGCCAAAUUACAUGCCGCCGACAUUACCAGGCGGAAAAAAUUGCUGGAAAAACAAAAAGAGGGUCGCAAGAAGCUGAAGGCUGUCGGUAACGUGGUCAUCGACCACACUGCUUUCCAGGCGUUCCUUGCCAAAUAG